UGCACUCCUGAAUUUGGCUCUUGUUUCUUUUAGACUGAUCCGAGUGUGUCGACAGCAGAAAUCGGAGACAUGAUUGAGUUUGUGAAUCCGUGGUCAGGAUUGUCUCUUUGGGGUGUUUAUGUUGGAGACGGACGUGUAAUCCAUUUUGGAGUGGGAGAUGAGAACAUGACACAGAGAGCCUGCCGCAGCUUCGUCCAGAAAAUGGUUCCAAAGUCAAAAGGUGAUCGUGUUUUGAGGAAGACGAGGAUCUGCACACAGCGCAUUACGGAGAUCAAAGUUCCUCCAGGAACUCGCAUCCGGGUCAACAACAACAAGCACAACCUGGUUCCAUCUCCACAGGAGAUGAUGAUGAACCGCUGCGAGACGUUUCUGCACCAGGAGUUUAAAUACGACCUGAUGAACUUCAACAGCGAGCACUUUGCCACAUUUGUUCGAUACGGAAACGCUGUGUGCAACCAGGUUGGUUCAACGACACCUGAGUGAAUGAG
This is a messenger RNA of Plectropomus leopardus (leopard coralgrouper), 488 nucleotides long. Its product is annotated as phospholipase A and acyltransferase 4-like. Gene Ontology annotation, molecular function: A2-type glycerophospholipase activity; glycerophospholipid phospholipase A1 activity. Gene Ontology annotation, cellular component: cytoplasm. The record is from RefSeq and is a predicted model, not a curated record. NCBI's taxonomy places the organism in Eukaryota, Metazoa, Chordata, Actinopteri, Perciformes, Serranidae. Gene Ontology annotation, biological process: N-acylphosphatidylethanolamine metabolic process.